UGGAAGCCGCUCUCUCUGUUACAGCCACAGCUGCCACUAGUGCCACCGCCACGGCCACCAGCUAGACCUUCCCACCAGCCCAGCCGGCAGUGCCACCGUCGCCUUGAACCCUCGCCUUUGGCGUCUAGUUUCCGCACGCUUCCAGGCCCAGGACAGCUUCCACCAUGGCCACCUCGGCUAGUUCUCACUUGAACAAAAGCAUCAAGCAGCAGUACUUGAACCUGCCUCAAGGCAACAAAGUCCAGGCUAUGUAUAUCUGGAUUGAUGGCACUGAUGAAGGUCUACGCUGUAAAACCCGAACCCUAGACUGUGAACCCAAGAGCAUUGAUGAUCUACCUGAAUGGAAUUUUGAUGGCUCCAGCACUUUUCAGUCUGAAGGCUCUAACAGUGACAUGUACCUCAUUCCUGCUGCUCUGUUCCGAGACCCCUUCCAAAAGGAUCCCAACAAACUGGUUCUCUGUGAAGUUUUCAAGUAUAAUCGAAAGCCUGCAGAGACCAAUUUGAGGAAUACCUGUAAACGGAUAAUGGAUAUGGUCUCCAACCACAAACCCUGGUUUGGUAUGGAGCAAGAGUAUACUCUCAUGGGAACAGAUGGACACCCUUUUGGUUGGCCUUCUAAUGGCUUCCCUGGGCCCCAGGGUCCGUAUUAUUGCGGUGUGGGAGCUGACAAAGCCUAUGGAAGAGAUAUAGCAGAAGCUCAUUACCGUGCUUGCCUAUAUGCUGGAGUCAAAAUUGGGGGGACAAAUGCUGAAGUGAUGCCAGCUCAGUGGGAGUUCCAGAUAGGACCUUGUGAAGGGAUUGAAAUGGGAGAUCACCUCUGGGUCGCUCGUUUCAUCCUCCAUCGAGUGUGUGAAGAUUUUGGAAUGAUUGUAUCAUUUGAUCCCAAGCCAAUCCCUGGGAACUGGAAUGGAGCUGGUUGCCACACUAACUUCAGUACCAAGGCCAUGAGAGAGGAGAAUGGUCUAAAGCAUAUUGAAGAAGCAAUCGAGAGACUCAGCAAGAGACACCAAUAUCACAUCCGAGCCUACGAUCCCAAAGGGGGUCUGGACAAUGCCCGACGCCUGACGGGUUUCAAUGAGACCUCCAACAUCAAUGAGUUCUCUGCUGGUGUGGCCAACCGUGGUGCCAGCAUCCGCAUUCCCAGGACGGUUGGGCAGGAGAAGAAGGGCUACUUUGAAGAUCGCCGCCCCUCUGCCAACUGUGACCCUUACGCAGUUUCAGAGGCGCUUAUCCGUACCUGUCUCCUCAAUGAGACAGGAGAUGAACCCUUUCAGUACAAAAACUAAGUGGACUAGACCUACAGAUACCUUCUGUAUCCCCCACCCCAUAACCCUUUUCUCAUUCCCUUUUCCACCUCACCUGUCUCCUCUUCCACGUUUCCCUACUAGAUGUAACUCAGGGCACAAAAUACCACGUUUUUUUGUGCCCACAGAUAACUUCUUGCUUUUCUUUUGUGGGGGAAAGGGAGUAGGGUUGGGUGAUUGUUUUUAAUCUUUUCCCAUCAUUGAGGACUUUUUGAAGACUGAGAAAUAGUAUGUUAGUGGGGAAAAGGGGUUGGGGAACAUAACCACUGCUUCCAUCUAAUCAAGUUUGUACAUCGACAGAGACUUAUGGCUUCCAGGGAAAAAAAAAUAAAAGAGUAAAUAUUUGAGGGAGGCCAGUGGGGGGGGUUGGGGGAAUGGAAAAUGGGUAGUGGGAGGAAUUUACUUUUUUUUUUUUUUCUUGGUGGAGUGGAGAGGAGUAUUAAAUUCAUACACGAGACUGUAUAACCUACUUUUCUUUAAAUAUAAGAAUUAGUAAGGGGUGGUUGUCUCAGCUUAGGUAGGCAGGAAAACAAGCCCUUUGUCUUUUAGCUGUAUGGGCAUCUUUAUAUUUUCCCUGGUCUUAGAGGGGGAAACUCUUGGCCAGAAGAUAGUCAGUAGGCUGUGUGAACCAAUGGGGAUUGCUCAACUUUAGAAAGAGAAAAGGAACCUUCUUGCCACUCAUCCAUCCUCCCUUCACCCAAAGCAGAGUAGUAUUUUUAUAUUUAAA
Molecule: messenger RNA, 2031 nt
Organism: Gracilinanus agilis (Agile Gracile Mouse Opossum)
Lineage: Eukaryota; Metazoa; Chordata; Mammalia; Didelphimorphia; Didelphidae
Product: glutamine synthetase-like
Exons: 1
Coding region: 165-1286 (373 amino acids)
Cellular component (GO): cytoplasm
Molecular function (GO): glutamine synthetase activity
Source: RefSeq, a predicted model, not a curated record